AUGUAUGAGACCAGACCAAAUGAGACCAAAUGUGAAAUUCAUGAUCCCGGCGGCCAGUCUAGAUGUGCUGUUGACUCGUUGUUCACUGAUUAUGUAUUAAAUGCUGUUGCCGAGGCGACGGACCGUGAAGGUUGCACUUCAGAAGAGUCUGUUGAUUAUGUGCUUGAUAUUAUCGCCGAGGUAUCUUUUUGUAUUUUUCUGCCGGGGAUGGGCCAGAUUGGGAAGGGCGGUACGAGGGUGAGACUUGGCAUUGGUGUUUUGGAACAUCAAAGAUGGACAGGGUUUUCGCGGAGGUCGCUCCUCGGAUAUCUCCACAACUACAGGUCAGGGAUCUUCCAAAAUCGAGAAGAUUGGUGCAUAUGGCUAGGUCACUUCACCUUACAAUUUGUAUGGCACUCUGGCCCGGGGUUGUGGUGUGGUAGGGGAGAACGGGGGAUAAUCCCACACAGGAGCUUCGAACAAUGUCCGGUUCACAUUUGGCUGGAUAACUCCACCACCACACAGGGUAUGCGGUCGGCGAUGGGGUCAGAAUGCUCGUAUGAUCGAGGGCUUUUCGAUGGAUCUAUCGGCGGGUUCUUAUUCGAAAAAUCGAGCGAGUUCGUGGUGGAGCGGUUGACUGAAAUCAGCUACUGA
Molecule: messenger RNA, 633 nt
Organism: Blastomyces dermatitidis ER-3
Lineage: Eukaryota; Fungi; Ascomycota; Eurotiomycetes; Onygenales; Ajellomycetaceae
Exons: 2
Coding region: 1-633 (210 amino acids)
Source: RefSeq, a predicted model, not a curated record